Molecule: messenger RNA, 2701 nt
Organism: Bactrocera tryoni
Lineage: Eukaryota; Metazoa; Arthropoda; Insecta; Diptera; Tephritidae
Gene: Alp12
Product: alkaline phosphatase
Exons: 5
Coding region: 644-2386 (580 amino acids)
Biological process (GO): dephosphorylation
Molecular function (GO): alkaline phosphatase activity
Source: RefSeq, a predicted model, not a curated record
GUUGUUGUUGCUUUUAGUUGUGUUGUCAAUGUUCUUGUGUUUUGUUUUAAUUACAAUCGGUUAACCGUUUAUAUGAGAUGUUGCGAAUUCGAGCUGCUCAGUUGGUGCGUGGCGUUGCGACAGUUUGUUAGUGGCUCAUUGCCUUCGCUGCUUUGCCGAAGACAUGAAUAUUUAAUGCACGGAAAUUGAAAUGUAUUCAACAUACGAACACACAUGCGGGAAUAAAUUGCUUGCUUCGUGAGUCGUGUCGUAGUGUGGGCAUGAAAAAGAAAAGGAAAAAAUGUAUUUAUUAAUUGUUAAUAUGCAAACAAAGUGUUGAGCGAACAAGAAUCUGUGAAAACUAAAAGAAAAUAACAAACAUCUGUGCAAAAAAUAAAUAUUUCGCGUUGUGCGUAGCAGCAGCGAGAGAACUUAAGCGUAACAAUAAAUAAAGUAAGCAGCGAGCAUUAGCUGAGCAACGAAAAACGUGUUCCGAGCUCAAGCGUAAGCGGGCUGGUGGCAGGCGGUGGCUGCGGCAGCAUAAGAUCAAUAAAAUUCAGCACCGGUGGAGGCAGCACGUCACAAGCGCAUACAAAUCUGCUUGAAGAAACGCUCGACCAACGAGAAAUCGGAAGUCAUUAAACACUUAAAAAUUCCCCGCAGAAUGACUGCCGUCACUAUGGAUGUGAAUAAACUGCCACACUCUCAGGACGGCAUUGAGGUGCAGAUGGAUAGUUUAGACUCGAGUCAUGCUUUCACGAACUCGCUCGAGGAGCCCAUUCCGCCCAAAUCCAACGUGUUCAAGUCGAAAAUUUUCAUCGUUGCCGUUACCUUUUCUAGUGUACUUUUUACCAUCAUGUGCAUCGGUUUUUUGGUACACUAUGAAAUGGCCAGUGAGGUCUAUGCUGGCGAAGACAUACCCUUCUGGAAUGUGCAGUUGCCGCCGGAGCAAAAAGUGUGGUAUGAGAAGGGCAUUGAGGAGCUAAAGAAUGCGCUGAGUCGUGAAAUCAAUCGGCGCCGCGCGAAGAAUGUUAUACUCUUCGUGGGCGACGGCAUGGGUCCGAAUACUGUGACAGCGACACGUAUUUAUGGUUUCAAAGAGGAGGGUUUACUUAGUUGGGAGCGCUUUCCGCACAUGGGUUUGCUAAAGACAUAUUGCGCCGACAAGCAGGUGCCUGAUUCGUUUUCUACUGCCACGGCGCUUUUUGGUGGUGUUAAGGUCAAUUAUGAAACGGGUGGUGUUGAUUCGAGCGUCUUGCUUAAAAACUGCAGCGCUUCGCUGGAUACUUCGCAUCAUGUGCAGACAAUACUAAAGUGGGCUCAGCUGGAUGGCAUGAAUACGGGUUUUGUGACGACGACUCGCGUAACACACGCAACGCCAGCCGCUUUGUACGCGCAUACAUCCGAUCGCCGUUGGGAGUGUGAGGCUAAGAUGUCAGCGGAGGCGCAACAAGAGGGUUGCAAGGACAUAGCCAGGCAGAUGGUGGAGGAUGAAACGGGUCGAAAAAUAAAUGUGAUUAUGGGCGGUGGACGUCAAAUGUUAGUUUCCGGCGUGACGGACAACCCAGCCGAUCCGAUCGACACUUGGGGCUGCAUAUCAAAGGACGGACGCGAUUUAGUGACCGACUGGAAGACCUACAAACAACAGGCUGGUGAACGCUACGCAGUUGUGCAAAACAAUGGCGAACUUAAUGCAUUAAACGGUGACUCCGUGGACUAUGUUUUGGGCAUUUUCGCAAAUGGGCACUUGAAGUAUGACCACGAGCGCGAUCGCAGCGACGCGGGUAUGCCAUCGUUGCGCAACAUGACUGUGAAAGCGUUGGAGGUGUUGAAGAGUAAAGACAAGGGAUUUCUGCUAGUAGUGGAGGGUGGCAUGAUUGAUCAAGCACAUCAUCGCGGUACAGCUAGACGUGCGCUCUCUGAGGCGCUGGCGCUGAAUGAGGCAGUCGAUGCAGCGGUGCAAGAGAUGAGUGACCAGUUGGACGAAACUUUGAUCAUCGUAACCGCUGAUCAUUCGCACAGCUUAACUAUAAACGGUCAUCCAGAAAGGGGAGCUGACAUACUCGGCGUUGCUUCAACCUCCAAGACGGAAGGCACACCAUAUACAACACUCACUUAUGGCACCAGUUAUAAAGGUUUCCAAGCCGAUGCUAAUGGUAAUCGCGUUGAUCCUACCACUCAGGACACUACCGCUUGGGAAUAUACACAACAGGCGGCUAUAAAUACCGAUGAAAAUUUGCAUGGUGGCUCCGACGUCACAAUACAUGCUAAAGGCGCCAUGGCCUACUUGUUCCACGGUGUACACGAACAAAGCUAUGUGGCACAUGUGAUUUCGUAUGCACUUCGUAUCGGCCGCUUUCGUGAUAGCACUAUUACGGAAUCGUUGGCGGAACUAAUGCCGUUAUAGUAUAAAAUUAAAUUGGCAUAAUUAUUGGAUGGUGCUACGCAUAUACAAAUUUAUAUCGGCAUACAAAUAAAGGACGUUACACACACUAAUUAUUUCUAAAAUUUCGUUAACCUACAGUUGAAACUUUAAUGCGAAAAUAGAAAAUUAAUUGCGUGUAAGUGUGCGAGUUGUUCGUUAUAGAUAAGAAAAUUUGUAAACUAGAUUAAUCGAUUAUUUAUUAAUUGUGAUAUUGUAUGCUAUUGUUAUUUUAAGUUAAAACAGAAAUAAAACUGACGAAAAUAUUAGAAAGGUAAAAUAAAAAUGUAAAAUAUGGUA